Messenger RNA from Myotis myotis, 1185 nucleotides. RefSeq names its product transcription initiation factor TFIID subunit 12-like. NCBI's taxonomy places the organism in Eukaryota, Metazoa, Chordata, Mammalia, Chiroptera, Vespertilionidae. Gene Ontology annotation, biological process: RNA polymerase II preinitiation complex assembly; DNA-templated transcription initiation. The record is from RefSeq and is a predicted model, not a curated record. Gene Ontology annotation, cellular component: transcription factor TFIID complex; SLIK (SAGA-like) complex; SAGA complex. Gene Ontology annotation, molecular function: DNA binding; TBP-class protein binding; protein heterodimerization activity.
AUGGUGGAUCCCACAGCUGAAUAUCUAGUUCAGUUAUCUGGCAAGAAGACCCCUUAUGGAGGCCAGAUGACCCUCGGUGGAAACCAGACCCCUUAUGGAGACCAGAUGACCUUCGGUGGAAACCAGACCCCUUAUGGAGGCCAGAUGACCUUCGGAGGGGAACAGACCCCUUAUGGAGGCCAGAUGACCUUCAGUGGAAACCAGACCCGUUAUGGAGGCCAGAUGACCUGCGGUGGGGGCCAGAUGACAGCUCUUAAAGGGGGCUAUCCACUGACCUUCACUGGGAACCAGACCUUCACUAGGGGCCAGGUGACAACACACAGCAGUGACAAGACUCUCGAUGGGGGUCAGAUGGGGACCCUUAAGGGGGACCAGAUGAGAGCCUUCACUGAGGACCACACUCUCUCUGGAACCCUGAUGAUACCGCUGCCUUUGAUUGGUCUUGGUCCUCAUACCUCCAGGAAGAAACAGGAUCUCGAUAAGCUCUAUGAGCUGCAGUCCAAAGCUCUGCAGAACCAGUUUGGCCCCUCAGCCCUCAUCAACCUCUCCAAUUUAUCAGCCAUAAAACCGGAACCAGCCAGCACCCCUCCGCAAGGCUCCAUGGCCAAUAGCACUACAGUGGUAAAGAUACCAGGCAGGCCUGGGUCUGGAGGGCGUCUCAGCCCUGAAGACAAUCAGGUGUUGACCAAGAAGAAAUUACAAGACUUAGUGAGAGAAGUGGAUCCUAAUGAGGAACUGGAUGAAGAUGUAGAGGAGAUGCUGCUGCCGAUUGCUGAUGGUUUUAUCGAGAGUGCAGUGCCGGCAGCCUGCCAGCUUGCUCGGCAUCGCGAGUCCAGCACCCUGGAGGUGAAGGGCAUCCAGCUGUACCUACAACGCCGGUGGAACACGUGCAUCUCAGGAUUUGGCUCUGAAGAAAUCCGACCCUACAAAAAAGCUUGCACCACAGAGGCUCACAAACAGAGAAUGGCAUUGAUCCGGGAAACAACCAAGAAAUAACCCAUGGAAAGAUCAGGGAAUGGACAACAUUGUAUUUGGAGAUGCUUGAGCUGAGACCUCAGCCAUCUUAUCUUUGGACUUUUUUUUUUUUAAUGCUUUACAGAGAAGCAUAUAUAUUUUUAUUAACAGUGCAGCAAUAUCUAUAAUGACUGAGAGGAUCUGCCAAAAGAAUAAAGCCUCCUGCCCCCA